GGGGGGGAGAAGGGGGACUGGUGGAAGUAACUCCCAGAGGAAAUGAGAGCUGCUGCUGGGGAUUAAGUGUAAAGGGAAGAAUUGAGGAGGGCUACUUAUAAAGCGUGUUAGUGCCCCUGAAAGGAUGUGUGUGUGUGUGUGUGUAUAUAUAUUUUUGUGAACAGUCAAUUCUAGAUGUAAAAAUAUAAACAUCAAAAUUCAGUAAUAUCUACGUGUGCACCCUUCCUCCUAUUUCUGUGACAGCCUUGUAGCUAGAUCAGCAGUUAGCUGGCUUAAUAAGGGUACCCUCUAACACUGCGGUUCACGUGUCACAGCCAGGCCUUGAAUGUAGCCUUUGCUGGUAAGUUUAACGUGCCUAUCAUCCCCAUAGGUGACGUUCUCCAUAUAUCCUUUGUCCUUUUCGUUGAGGUGAAGGGCAACAGGUAGCGUAGCUGUAAUGCUUGUUAAUAAGGGAUCUUUCAAGUUCCAUUUUGUGCAUUUUUAUUGUCUGGAAAUGCGAGGAAGGAGCCCUUUGGAAAAGGACUUGGGUUCAGAGUGCCGACUGUGAAAGGAAAUACAAAUAUGAAUUUAAAUAGAAUAAUAAAUUGAGAAAUACAUUCUGUGGAUAAGCAGGAGGGGAAAUGAUGAAAAUAAGAGUGAAAUGUCACAUGUGGGAGGGGAACUUACGCUUUUUUCUGUUUUUUUUUUCUGCACAAUUUUUUGUGAUAAUAUAGAUAUUAUUGAUACAUAUAGAUUAUAUGUGUAGUAUUUCCAUAGUUCUUUUUUAUUGCUGAACUCCCUAGAAAUGCUGCGUUCUAAAGUGUGAGGAAAUCCUAACCUGCUCUUUGUUUACUUGUUUUCUUAGUUUUUCUCGUGUGCAUUAUCAUACAAGAAAACAAGAAAGUUAUGUAUUUCAUUGGAUUCCUUUGAAGCGCUGUAUUAUGUCUUUUUGUUUUUGUGGAUUAAGUUGUAUGCAAGAAAAACAGGAUAACAAUGAGGAAGAGAAAGUAGGAAGAAAAUUUUGUCUUGCGUAUAUCUAUGUGCAUGUACUGUGCGAGUAAGUAUGUGCAUAGAUAGAUUAUGACUGGAAAUUGUUGGCCAUUCUAUUGAACUGAGAGUGUCUUAGUAAUAAUGUGUAGGAGUAGAAUUUGGGAUAUUGAAUACUGAGAAAACAUAGUCGCUAAUUUAGGGGGGAAAAUCAGUUGCCGGUAUCAAUAUUUUAAUAUAUUUUUGCUAAGUAGUCUUUUAGUUCGUUUGUGUAUGUUACAAAGAGUAACAAGUUUGAAAGGGGAGGAGGGUAGCUUUGAAAAUACAGUAAACACUGAGAACUCAGUAAGCUUAUUGUUAGACCAUAGACACUUAUACAGUUUUAAAGCUUUUUUAAACAAAGUUGUUUUAUAAAGUAGUUUCUUGCACUUUACCUGCUGGCUUUUCAAUUUGGUAGAUAACAUCUGAACUCCAGCAGAGUUUUAUAAUCCCCACGUGCUUAAAUAUACUAAAUGUUCUUUUUCCAUUAAGGUUAAUGUUCGUGAAGAAAUUGAAGAGUUUUUUCCAAGAAUGUGGAAGAUAAAUCAAGAUAAAAGAAGGCUAAUGAAAAGUAUUAAAGAUCAGAAAAAUAAAAUUGAAUGGGGGAAAAAAUUGAACAGAAGAUUGGUCAGAUAGAAGCACUUGAAUGUUUUUUUAAGGCUAUAAUGAAUUGUUUGAAUUGGGGAAGAAUACACGAAGUAUGAAAAAUGAAAAACUCAAUGAAGAAUGAAGAAAAGUAGAAAGCAAGAGUGAAGUAGAAUUAAAAGAAUCUGGAAGAAUGAAUGGGUCCUAGGUUAAGUAAAUGAGUCUCGCUCCCAGUCAAAAUCUCCAGCUGGGAGUCCUGCUCGUGUAAAAUCGGAGAGCAGGUCAGGAUCUCGCAGUCCAUCGAGAGCUUCCAAACAUUCUGAAUCACACUCUAGGUCAAGAUCAAAAUCGAGAUCCAGGUCCAGAAGGCACUCGCACAGACGUUACACUCGCUCCAGAUCCCAUUCCCAUUCUCAUUCCCAUAGGAGACGUUCUCGAAGCAGAUCGUACACGCCAGAAUAUCGUCGUCGAAGGAGCCGUAGUCAUUCUCCAAUGUCCAACAGGAGAAGGCACACAGGCAGCAGAGCUAAUCCAGAUCCAAAUACGUGUCUUGGAGUGUUUGGUCUCAGUUUAUACACCACUGAGAGAGAUUUGCGUGAAGUCUUUUCUCGUUAUGGACCUUUGACUGGUGUCAAUGUUGUUUAUGACCAACGGACUGGACGAUCAAGAGGAUUUGCUUUCGUUUAUUUUGAGAGAAUUGAUGAUUCUAAAGAGGCAAUGGAGCAUGCAAACGGAAUGGAGCUGGAUGGCAGGAGGAUUCGGGUGGAUUACUCCAUCACCAAGAGAGCGCAUACACCCACCCCAGGCAUCUACAUGGGCAGGCCGACGCACAGUGGAGGAGGUGGUGGUGGUGGAGCAGGUCGGCGCCGCGACUCUUACUAUGAUAGGGGGUAUGACAGAGGAUAUGACAGAUACGAAGAAUACGACUACAGAUAUAGGAGACGAUCCCCAUCGCCUUACUAUAGCAGGUACCGGUCACGAUCAAGAUCCCGUUCCUACAGUCCAAGGCGCUACUGAAGAUCAGAAGAAUGAACAGUUGAGGACUUGAUUUUUAAAUAAAAAGUUUAGAUCUUAGCUUCCCUACUGGCUUCCCUACUGUUUUCCCUCCUUUCCCUCCCUUCCUUGUCCUCCAUCCAGCUAUUUUAGAAAACCUGGGUUCAUUUAGAGUAUACAUAUCUUCCGUUGAAGUAUUCCUGUUUUCCAUCCCUCCUUAUGUAAUACUCUUAAAUAUCGUAAUUGUAGUUUUUGUGUAGUAUAACAUCUUAAGCAAAGUUAAAUAGAAAACCCAAAGUGUUGAUGCAUUUUGGAAGUCAUUCCUAUUUUGUUUUUAAAACAAUUGGACUCCUGGCUAAUCAAAAGAGAGCAAUGAUAUUUUUAAAGCUUGCAUGUCAUACGUAAUGCACACACUCAGAUACUUUGAUAUAAACAUGCGUUUCCAAGUAACUCGUUGAUCUUUCUGUUAAAAGGCAAACAUUUUACUUUGAUAAACAAGUAACGACUUUGAGCCUUUACUGUAAAGACAAAUUUAUUUAGGUAGUGAUGAACCAGAGGAUUUUUUUUUUUUUGUCAGGUAGUUGCUUUGAGUGUAGAAUAUUUGAGCUAGAGACAAAAUGGGUAUUUGGCUGACUGGGAAAACAGACCCUUGUACACUGAAAAUUAAGGCUGCGUUUUAUAGAUAAAUUUCUGGAUAGCUACACAGUGGAAAAUAUUUGGAGUUAAAACCAUAGAAGUCCUGGGAUUUUUUUUUAUUGUUCUUGGUUAAAUAUUUCCCCUUAAGUGCAGGAGAAAACAACUAUUUAUUGAACAUAGCAAUUAGUUAUAUAAUUUGCUGUUCACUUAAAAACAAACAUAACCCCAGACUUUUGGUAUUGCAAUAAUGAUGAAGUUUCGUUUCCAGUCCUUUUGAAAGCAUGGAUGGAAAACCUGUGACUACAUGUAAACUUUUCUUUCCUUUCAAUAAAAGUCAAUUCCACUGA
This is a messenger RNA of Gallus gallus (chicken), 3566 nucleotides long. RefSeq names its product transformer 2 alpha homolog (gene TRA2A). Gene Ontology annotation, cellular component: spliceosomal complex. Gene Ontology annotation, biological process: positive regulation of mRNA splicing, via spliceosome. NCBI's taxonomy places the organism in Eukaryota, Metazoa, Chordata, Aves, Galliformes, Phasianidae. Gene Ontology annotation, molecular function: RNA binding. The coding region runs from base 2083 to 2607 and encodes 174 amino acids. The transcript is spliced from 8 exons. The record is from RefSeq and is a predicted model, not a curated record.